AUGGGUGCCCCUGAGUCCGAAUCCGCCGCUGCCGUCCAGCAGCAAAAUGAAUGGGCCAACGGCUUCUGGGACUGCUUCUCGCCCGCCGGAACCUGCUUCUGGGGCUGCUGUCUCCCCUGCUGUCUCUUCGGCAAAACGCAAUCUCGACUGGACGACCCCCAGCUCAAAGAAUACAGCUACAUGAAUGGCAACUGCUGCCUCUACUACCUCACAGCCCAAGUAGGUUUCCACUGGGUUCUGCUCAUGAUCCGCCGCGGCGAGAUCCGCCAGCGCUUCGGCAUUGAGGGCUCCGGCGUCAACGACUGCUGCGCGUCCUACUGGUGUCCGUGCUGCGUGAUCAUGCAGCAUGAGAAGGAGGUCGAGGCCCAGAGUGAGCGCCCCCAGACGGGGUAUCAGGCUCCCACGGGUAUGGCUUAUGCUCCUCAAUGA
Messenger RNA from Aspergillus nomiae NRRL 13137, 429 nucleotides. RefSeq names its product PLAC8 family protein. The record is from RefSeq and is a predicted model, not a curated record. Bases 1 to 429 code for a protein of 142 amino acids. The transcript is spliced from 3 exons. NCBI's taxonomy places the organism in Eukaryota, Fungi, Ascomycota, Eurotiomycetes, Eurotiales, Aspergillaceae.